AUGUUGUUUUACAUGAUAUCAGCCAAAUUUCCAAAUACACAUGCAUUCCCAAUUUUUCAAUUUGUCGUUUAUCCAAACACUUCAGAAAAUAUUGCAUUCUGUCUCAAGGCAUUUUUUAACUGGGCAAAAGUAAAACCAAAAUAUUUUAUGUCAGAUUGUGCACAAGAAAUCGAAAAUGCGAUUAUCAACUCUUUUCCAGAAGUUAUCCUUCAUUGGUGUGCAGUUCAUGUAAUGAGGGCGUUCAGAAAAAAUUUGAAAGAUUAUGCAUUUGAGAGUUCAGACAAAUUGAUAUUAGAUACAAAAAUGAACUAUCUUGCAUACGGCAGAAAUGGCAAGAAAGAAUGGAUUGAACCAACGUUCAAAAAAAUUCUGGAAAUAGCCGAAAAAUUCCCAGAAUUUUCAAAAUACAUACAAAAUCAAUGGAUAUCAAACCAAGAAAGAUGGACAGCCGCUGAAAGAGAUGAAAAUUUAGCUCUCACAAAUAACAUUUCAGAAUCGAUUAACAAAAAAAUUAAAUAUUACUACUUUGGCGGAACAAUUUUCAUGAGAUUUGAUCGAUUUGUGAUGAAAUUAAUCGAUUUUAUCGUUCCUUCAUUUUAUUACAGAAUUUCUCAAGAUAUAAGGCUCAGAGACAAAAUUCCAAAUCCGUUGCCAUCUGAAAAAAAGCCAAAAAAGUCUACAAUCAGACUGGAUACAGAAAAAUGUAUAAUGCUCACUGAUAAAAUUAAAUCGUUAAUAGUUAACUCAUCAGCAAACUUAAAUACGCUUCAAUUGGGUUUAGAUGACCUACUUGAUAAAGUUGUCAAGGCAGCAAAGGUUCAAAAACGAAUGACCCAGUAUUUUUCGAAAUUAAGUAUCCCAAUGGAAAUCAAGCUUAGUAUUCUCACGCAAAUUACAGAAUUUGGAUGCAAUACCCCUCAAUUCAUUGUUGAGAAUGCCAAGUCUUUUCAAGAUAAAAUUAUUACAGAUUUCCACCUUCAAAUUUAUACAACAUUAUAA
Molecule: messenger RNA, 999 nt
Organism: Trichomonas vaginalis G3
Lineage: Eukaryota; Parabasalia; Trichomonadida; Trichomonadidae
Product: MULE transposase domain-containing protein
Exons: 1
Coding region: 1-999 (332 amino acids)
Source: RefSeq, a predicted model, not a curated record